Molecule: messenger RNA, 490 nt
Organism: Paramecium sonneborni
Lineage: Eukaryota; Ciliophora; Oligohymenophorea; Peniculida; Parameciidae
Source: the annotation of a GenBank genome assembly
AUGAAUUAUUAUAAAAAUGAUAAAAGACAUUAAUCUCAGCCUUCAUUAUGGAGUCUAAAUUAACCUUAAGUUAAAGUUAAAUUGAUGCCAAAAAUCAAUCACAAACGACUUGUGUUACCUGUUAUUACUCAAAAUCCUGGAGUUGGAUAUUACUCUCCAAAUCUUCAGAGCAUAUAUUCUAAUCCAAAAGUAACUAGAUUAAGAAGUGUAACUAAAAUACCAACAGUUCAUGAUGUUUCAAAUGAAAGGAUAAAUGUGUAAAAAAGCCAUAAAAAAUGCUCUUAAAAAUUCACAAUCUUAGAAAUGCUUCUCAAAGAGGUUGAUGAAGAAGUAGAUUAAGACAUGAGAGACAACCCUGUAUAUAUUUAUAUAAAAUUUAUAGAAAUGUGUUCAAACUCCACUCUAACUAUAACCAUUAAAUGAUAACUUUAUUGAAUAAUUAAAGCACAUCAAAACUAAUCUACAAAAAGUUCUUAGAAAAAAAUUAUGA